Messenger RNA from Durio zibethinus, 914 nucleotides. NCBI's taxonomy places the organism in Eukaryota, Viridiplantae, Streptophyta, Magnoliopsida, Malvales, Malvaceae. The record is from RefSeq and is a predicted model, not a curated record.
AAACAUUGAAGUGCCAGCAAUAAACACCCAAAGAUUUUGCCAAUCUAAAAAAAAAUAAAAAUCUGUACCAACCAGCGGUUAAGUAAUUCAAUUCAACUACCUAUCAACGUUGGACCUUCAACGCCACCAGUGUCAACUACCAUUCUUCUCCCAUCCAAAAACCAAGAAACCAAAGAUCACUCUCCUUGAGUCCUUUCAAAGGAAUCUUUCUUUCUCCUAUUAAUACUAACAUGGACAUAGUUUUCUUCAGGCUUAUGCGGACUGUCUCUCUCUCUCUCUAUAUAUAUAUACCUCUAGUCUCAAUAAACAAGUAAACUACUUUGUAGUUCUUCUCUUUAUUUGUCUCAAAUCCUUCAUGGCUGACUUGGAUCGUUCCUCUGAUGAUAUUUCUGUGGAUUCUAGAGAGGAAUCCAGCCAAGGUUCCAAGCUUGAAUUCUCAGAAGAUGAGGAAACCCUUAUCACUAGAAUGUUCAAUUUGGUUGGAGAAAGUUUUUACAGGUGGUCUUUGAUAGCAGGGAGAAUUCCUGGAAGAACAGCCGAGGAGAUUGAGAAGUAUUGGACUUCAAGAUACUCUACAAGCGAAUGAAAAUUUGAUGGGUGGUUGUUCCAUAGUUUGGUUCCUGGUUGGAAUUGAUCAGUUUUGUUUUGCUUGAGGAACAGAAAAUUGCAGUAUGUAAAUGUAGUUUUCCUUUAGUUUGGCAGUUAAGGAAAUGCCUGUGUUUUGUACAAUCUGGUUUCUAUGCAAUGGUACCGUAAUUCGGAGUUCGGAUUUUCAAUUUUCGGGAAAUUUGGUGUGAUGAUUUUCAUGGGAUCAUUUGAAUGUACAACUAAACUAUGUAAAAAUGAACUUAAAAAGUUAAAACCAUGGGCUUGAAAAUCCAAUGUUUCCAGUCAGAAGCGGUGACCAAGUUACC